Molecule: messenger RNA, 4666 nt
Organism: Nylanderia fulva
Lineage: Eukaryota; Metazoa; Arthropoda; Insecta; Hymenoptera; Formicidae
Source: RefSeq, a predicted model, not a curated record
GAUAGGAACGGCGGAACGAAAUGUCGUAAUGGCGAGUGCGUCUGUUCCAUUCCGCGUAUUUGAUGUCGUGAUAAAGUUGCUGGGCGUACGCGUCCGCGUUAUCGGUCGUCCGGAGACGAGAUAGAUUCGAGCGGCUUCUGCCGCGUCGCCCGAAUCCGCGACGCUUUGAAAGAUCGAGUUUGAAAACCGACCCUGUCGAUGAAUCAUAUACACGAGAGGAGCCAGGACUCGAGUAACCACGCGUCAAUUGCAUUUACUUCGCUCUCGUUGUGCGCGUAUUCCGGGACGCGCGAACUGUCAAACGUCAAACCGCGCGGAUUAGCUGUCAAACGUCAAACCGCGCGGAUUAGCUGUCAAACGUCAAACCGCGCGUGGACCAGCUGUCAAACUUCCGCGGCCGUCUCUGUCGCUCCUGCCCCGUAAUAUGAGAUCGGAGCGAGCAUGAAGGUGACCGUGUGCUUCGAGAACGUCAGGGUGGUGGUCCCAUGCGGAGAUGGGACCCUCCUUGUAAGGGAUCUGAUGCACGAGGCUAUCCUGAGGUACAAAAAGGCUACCGGGAAGAGCGACAGCGUUUUGACCAUCAACAGCCUGUCUUCCUUGACCGGAGGCGGUCUGUUGGACCCGGACGACAGAUUGUGCGACGUAGCAGAUGACAGGGAACAGAUCGUGGCGCACUUUGUCAGCUCCGAUGUUAAUCAUAUCGGGGGAGAUGGGGCGAGUUCGGUCGGCACGAACAGUCCUGAUUACUUCCAUACGGAUGGGAAGGAGCAGACUUAUCCAAUCGAUAUACAUUCCUCUAUGCCUACUAGUAGUAUUAAGAGAGAGAGCACCAAGCGGUUGUCAAUGCACGCGUUGUCAACCAGAGAGCCUUCUCUCGCAACGUAUUCUGCUCAGUCCCUACCUAGAGAGUCUCGACGUAGGGAGCCUUUAGGCCAAGAUUCCAAGACUUCAUAUGAGUUUGGUAGUAAUAUCGAAUCUGGAGAACAGGAGAUACGGGAAAUUGUGAUAAAGAAUGAAGCAGGACCACUGGGACUCCAUGUGGUACCUUGUUACGACUUAUUAGGCAAUGAUCAGGGUCUUCGAGUCGAAGGUAUUGAACCAAAUGGUCGUAUUGCUAGGGAUGGACAGAUUGAUUUGCACGAUAAUAUUAUAAAGAUUAAUGGUCAUAAUUUGUUACACAUACCAUUUUCAAAAGUUCAAGAGAUUUUCAGAACGUGCAUGAACGAUCCUUGUUUGCAAAUUUCCAUCGUCAAGCAUAAGAAGAAAAUAAGGAACGAAAAGUCUUUGCAUAAAAAUUAUGGAAAUACCAGCGGAGGAUCGGAGAAGACCGAAGAUGAGAGUAUCAAGAGACUUCAAUGCAGCAACUAUAACCUUUUACAGACCGCAAACACUAGGAAAAUUGGACGGAUGAUAGAGAUAGAACUAAUUAAAGGAACUAAUGGUUUGGGGUUCAGCGUUACCACACGUGAUAAUCCUGCUGGAGGACAUUGUCCCAUAUACAUUAAGAAUAUAUUACCAAAAGGUGCUGCCGUGGAGGAUGGCAGACUUAGACCGGGUGAUAGAUUGUUAGAAGUAAAUAACAAAGAGAUGACUGGCAAAAGUCAAGCAGAGGUUGUGUCACUGCUCAGAAGUAUUCCUCCUGGAGGUAAAGUUAGGAUGAUAGUAUCACGGCAGGAAGAAAUUUCUUCAAACAUUCCAGAUUCUCAGAGUACAGCGACAUCCACUACUUCCACUGCUGAGGUAAUGGAUAAUUCAAAAUAUUGGAACGCAUUAAACAGAUCACCAACGAAAAAGAAUGAUGUACAAGAUAAAGUAAGUACUCAUACUUAUGACAAAUGCACAUAUAAACCAGUGAAGUCUUCUGACGAUGUUGUCUUAUCUUUACGAAAGAAUCGCGUGAUAAUAAAUUUAGAUAUACCAGUGCAUGAUUCUGAGAAGGCUGGUCUAGGUGUCAGCGUGAAGGGUAAGACCAACAGUUCCGAUGACAACACUAAUAUGGAUUUAGGCAUUUUCAUAAAGAGCGUCAUCCAUGGUGGUGCAGCAUCCAGAGAUGGUCGCCUACGAACCAACGAUCAAUUGCUCAGGGUCAACGGUGUGUCCUUAUUGGGACUGUCUAAUUCCGAGGCGAUGGAAACUUUAAGGAGGGCAAUGCUUAAUACAAACAGCUCAGUAACCGGUGUGAUUAAUCUUAUAAUAGCUAGAAGAGUAUCGUCAUAUGACACAAGUGAGAAGAAUAUUGUAGAUAAUUUACAGUCUCAUCGCAAACAAGAAUCCAUCAGCAGCAUAUACAUAUCAGCAGAUUCAACUAAGGCGAACGACGGUAUAGUCAAGGAGAAGAACACUUUGAAUUCUCAGACAGAUGUACUGGACAACGGAGGACUAUUGUCUUGCGUAACAGCUUCACCAUGGAAUCCUGUCAUUGAUAGAUUAACGGAGCAAUAUAGCAAGAAUAGUCUAAGAAACGAAAGCUACUGUCUCGCCACCAAUAAUACAUGGAUCGAACCUGUUGGUAAUCUAAAGAAGACUAUAGGCUCGCGCGAUGAUCGGAUCGAAUCGGUAUUAUUGGAAGAAUCCAACAACGAUAGCUCCCAAGGAAACGACGCCAAAGGACGAAACGCCGAGGACAAGGACAGUCAAUAUUCCGGGGAUCCCACGUACGACAGUCAAUUAUCUCUGGAGGAAUUGAAUUCUUCGUCGAACAAAUUUUCUCGCGACGCUCUCGGUAGGCAGAGCAUGUCGGAGAAGCGACACGCCGCCCUCGACGCUAAGAACACGGACACCUAUAAGAGAAACAAGAAGUUACGCGAGGGCAGAGAAAACAAGAACGCGGAGCAAAUCAAUCAGAAAUCGACCAGCCAAACGAGCAAUCAUUCAGGUGAUCUGGACGAUUAUUCUAAGAGGAGCGGCAGCAAGUCAAACUUUGAGAAACAUACAAAAAUUAAAGGGGCCUUAACUGAGAAUACAAGUACCGACAAUAAUGUGAAGCACUACGAGAAGUCUGUCGAUCCCGCUCAAUCAGAAUACAUGUACACUAUACCAGGAUGCAAUAAUAAGUUUCUCUCGCCGAGGAAACACUGGCUCGUGGACGACGGCCAAGUUACGAGUAGCAAUAAUAUCAAAGAUGAUCGGGAAGGUUUUUCAAAUAGUCGCGGCGACGUAAAGCAGGCCUCCCUUAAUUCAGCUUUGGACGAUCGAUACAAACGUUCGCGGAAAAAGGGCGGCAUUCGGUCGGCGUUGCUGCGGUUGGGCAAGAACAGGAAAUCGCUCAAUUUCGGUGAUAGCAUAGAGACGAGGCACGAAACCACAUUUCAGAUUACUCCCAACGUAAUCUUUUACCAACAGAAACGUUUUCGAGGCAAAAUUAAUAUACAACCCAGAGCGCCGUUUUAUUACAGAGCGUUGGUGAACAAAUUUAUGACACCUUUUUAUCCACCUAAAAACGCAGGCAAGAAUUUGGAGGAACUAUGUCACAAGGCAAUAAAAGCUGGAAGAAAAAAGGAAUUGGAAGAGAUGGCAAAUCCUUACGAAAAAAUAAUAGCGCGUGAGAUUCGAAACUGGUUCGACACUUCCAAAAUGGUCGCCAUUUGCCAUCAAAAUUCUAUAACGCAGGAGGACCUGUUUGAGCUCCGAGUUCCAUUAAAAAGGGCGAACAUGUACUACAAGCAAUAUAAUCAAAAACUUAUGAAAUUAGCGUUGACCAAUUCACCUUACGCAGUGACGUUGCCAUUGUAUAGAUCAUCAUUCGGUCUUAUAUUCGGUUCCGACACAAAUAUCACCGACCUUCAAAAAAUUGUCAAAAAGUGUCCACAAGUCAUUCUGUUGGCUGGCAUCCUGGAGGGACAAGUCUUGAGCAAGGAUGACUUCUUGAGAUACGGCAAAAUGGAUCUUACAACUGCGCGGAUCCAGCUUGUUCAGUUGUUACAGAGUGCAGGCGGCAACAACUUAAAUCAGCAGCUCACAUAUCAUCAAUCCACAUUAAUCGCGCGAUUAAAACAGAUCGGUACAAACGAAACAACUUCCGGUGAGAACGAAGAAUCGGUGCCUGUAUAAUUGCAAAAUAUAUAAAUAUAUAUAUAUAUAAAUAUAUAUAUAUAUAUAAUUCUUACUCGGUAAUUUAUUAUAUAUCUUAGAUCUAAAGCUUUAAGUAAAAAUUACAGUUUAUUUCUAUAUCUUGUAUUUGCGGUAAGAAUAAGAGAUUCUGGUACAAAUUUCUCAAUUUAUUAUAAUCUCACUUACAAAUCUCCAUCGAGGACAGCGUCGCAAUAAAGUUAAUCAUUGAGCAAGCGGUGUGUAACUUCUGUCGCACAUUGAUUUAUCUCGAGUUUCAACUUAUUUAUUAAACGCAUAUCAAAGGCACCUUCACACACCGUCGAAUUUGUAAUACGUCAUGUUUUAACAUAAAUAAUACGAAAGCAUUUCUAAGAUAUCUCGUCACCGUAAACGUGUCGCGUUCGCUCAUUGUAACUUUUUAGUGGCAGUAAUUGCAACGAGGAUGACACUUGACUCCGUUUUCACCGCAUUUGCAGCCACCGGAUGUGUCCCCUUUACCCUGUGACAAGUAACAAGUUACGAUCGAUAGAAGCGCAGAACGUAACGAUGUCGUUAAUUGUUAACAAGUCUACGUUUGUUAGAGCUUAAUAUAAAGGUCCUUAAUAACCAUGAUAAA